Molecule: messenger RNA, 1746 nt
Organism: Aspergillus fumigatus Af293
Lineage: Eukaryota; Fungi; Ascomycota; Eurotiomycetes; Eurotiales; Aspergillaceae
Gene: pyr1
Product: nicotinic acid-CoA ligase pyr1
Biological process (GO): secondary metabolic process
Molecular function (GO): CoA-ligase activity
Source: RefSeq, a predicted model, not a curated record
AUGGAGCCCCACGGCGAGACGGAUCUGGUCAGCUUUGCUUUUAGUAGUCCUACCCCGUUCGACCCAACUAGACCCAUCUAUCUGGAUGCCCAGAAUCCCUCGCGCGCGUUCAACGCCAGACAAUUCCGACUGCUGGUGCGGUCACUCAUUGCGGGGCUCAGAGCUCUGGGUCUAAAACCCGGACAUUGCGUCCUAGUGCAGCUCGAAAACACUGUCAUACACUCUGCUCUGUUCUUCGCCAUCGUCGGCGCCGGCGGGGUCUAUAUGGGCUGCGAUGUGGGCAGUCCCGCCCAUGAACUGACCCAUCUGCUGCGUCUCGCCGAGCCCCAGCUGGUGAUCACUGCUCCGGGUGCAUUAUCGACUCUGGAGGUGUGCAGCACGCAGGGAGAGAGCUUUUCAGGUCAAGUCCUUUUAGUGGAUGAGCUCUCGAUCGACAAUAUAGUCCAGUUUGCUCACCGUGCGGCGGCGGCGGGGGCGGAGGCGCAGACGGAAGGUCUGGUUGACCAAACGGCCGGCCCGUGUAUCCGCCUGGAGAGCCUGCUCCAGCACGGGGAGUCCGACUGGCUUCGUUUCGAAGAUCGUGAACAGAGUAAGAGGACGCCGGCUGCCAUGUUCUUAACCAGCGGCACCAGCGGGCUUCCCAAGGCCGCGAUUAGCACCCACCACACAAUCAUCUCCCACCAUCUGAGCGUCCACUACCGAGUGCCGUACCCCGUCGUCCGCCUGAUGGCCCUGCCCAUGUACCAUUCCUUUGGCGAUUUCUGGACCAACAUCUUCCCCAUCCGGUACGGCGAGCCCUUGUACGUUCUUCCGCGCUUCGACAUCUCCACUUUCCUGGACGCCGUCCGCCAGCACCACAUCUCGGAGACGUAUAUGGUCCCCGCCAUGGUGCAGAUUCUGAGCCAGUCCUCCCUGCCGGUGGCCGAGAGCCUGGCCUCCCUGCGCUACGUUGGGAUUUCGGGAGCCCCCAUCGACGGGUUCUCCAUCCAGCGAUUCCAGCGCCUCCUGUCGCCGGACGCCGUCGCAGGAAACCUGUGGGGGAUGACCGAGGUGGGAGUGGUGUUCCAGAAUCGCUACCGAGUGCCCUUGCAGUUCGGCAGCGUGGGGACUCUGCUGCACGGGUACGAGCUGCGCUUUGUUGAUCCGGCCACGGGCGAAGACGUCGCCGGCACGCCAGACUCUCCGGGGGAGUUAUAUGUUCGGGGGCCGGGGCUCCUCUUGGGGUAUAAAUGGCGGACCGAUGACAAAGACGAGCAGGGAUGGUUCCGUACGGGGGACAUGGUGUAUGCGCGAGACGGGAAUUACUAUAUCAUCGGGCGGACAAAGGAUCUCAUCAAAGUGCGAGGGCAAGUACCCGAUUCUCUCAAUUCCUGGACAUCCCAUUCAACUAACAGGUUGUGUGAUUCAAGGUACUCCGUUGCGCCAGCAGAGAUCGAAGGGAUUCUACUAAAAGACCCCGGUGUCAAGGACGCAGCUGUGAUCGGGGUCAUGCUCCCAGACGGCAGCAGCGAGGUCCCCCGAGCAUACGUCGUCCGUGCCGGCAUAUCUCCCGAGUCGACGGCGGAUCAAUUGACCGAUCUAGUCCAAACCCAGUUGGCCAGCUAUAAAGCUCUGGAUGGAGGUGUCGUCUUUGUGGACGAGAUCCCCCGGACGGGCAUCGGCAAGCCCCAUCGAGCGAGACUCUCACAGCUGGAUCGCGAACGGGAGAAGCUUGCCUCUAUUUUGGGUGUCUCUGUGCCUGCAUAG